Molecule: messenger RNA, 549 nt
Organism: Seminavis robusta
Lineage: Eukaryota; Bacillariophyta; Bacillariophyceae; Naviculales; Naviculaceae
Source: the annotation of a GenBank genome assembly
AUGUCGGACGACCCAUACCACCCAAAGGAAUUCUUCAACCGUGAGCUGCUAUGCAGCAUCUAUUUCGAUGAGAAAGAUGGGAGCAACAAGGAGAUGGACGAACUUGUCACCGAACGUCUCAAGCCGCUCUCGGCCAAGGCCAUGGAAGCCCUCAAGGUGGAAGUGGUAAAGGCUCUGCAGCUUGGCAAGGAUGUGACUUUCUGUGUCACAAUUGGUGGAAAGUAUUUCUGGGAUCGCGAUGAUUUCAAGGGUUGGGUAUCUAACUUUCUUGAUCAUGUUUCCUGCAAGCGCAUUGCGUCUUCUUCAAACAACGCCGUUGUCAUGAUGACAGAUGAAGACAUGGCUGUCACCAUCCUCCUCUUUGGCCACAACAAGCUUGACAUGCACAUUGCCAAACCCCCACGCACUUGCAGGCCCAUCAUCAAGGCCAAACGUAAGAAGCAAGAUGAAGAUGACGACGAUUUCGAGGAAGACCAGUACCUCUCACAGCAGGUCCAGCCUCUCCAGAAAUACGCCCGCGUGGCUGGAAAAGUUCGCAACUGCAAGUAG